AUGAAGUCUUCCACAUAUCAAGCAAUCACGGUGAAUCACCAUCUUUCAGAUCAUCUGGCACAAAGAUUGGAAUUACAGACGACGGAAAUCCCUGAAAAAGAAAAAUAUGAGUUCAUUCGAAUUAUCAAUGAAAAUAACACUUACCAUUUUCGAGAGCGAUUGAAGAAUGUUGACUGGGAAUUCAUCAAAAAUAUGUCGGCUCCGUUAUCGUGUAAUGGUUUCCAUAAGGCAGUUACUGAUACAUUCAAUCAGUGCUUCCCUGAAAAAAGAAUAAAAAUAAGAAGUGUGCCCCCAAAGAAAUAUUGGGAAAGACCGGAGAUAAUAGAACUAAAGAAAAAAGUAGAUGCAGCACACACAAUUUUUUCAGUUGAAAGGAAUGAAAACACGGAAAAAUUAUACACGAAAUUGAAACAUCAACUGACACAACUUAUUGAAAGUACAAUAAAAACGGAAAAUACACAGAUUUUGAAUGAGUCGAGCAAUAAAAAUCGUGCAAUCUGGAAAUUCAUUAAUUCUAAAAUAAAAGGAAAAACAAAAACAAACAACGCAAAAUUACUGUCAGAGGAAGAUUUCAGUGUAUAUUUUUCAACAAUAGCAGAAAAAGUGGGUAGACAAGACAGUGCCCCAGAAACGAGCGAUGACUUUUUGAAGAAGAAAAUAAUCAGAAAUCCCAAAUCAUUUUUUCUAACUCCGACUACACCCGAAGAGGUCAAAAGAGCCGUGUCUGAAAUGAAGAAGAAAACAUCAAGGGACAUAUAUGGUUUCUCAGUAAGUUUACUGAAGGAAGUGAUUGACUACCUAGCAGAUCCUCUAUCUGAACUCAUAAAUUCCUGCUUCCAAAAGGGUUAUUUUCCAGAUGAGAUGAAGUUGGCAAGAGUUAUACCAAUUUAUAAAAAAGGAGACCAAGAACUGUGCCACAAUUAUAGACCAAUAUCACUAUUACCAGCAAUGUCAAAGAUAUUUGAGUCUCUCAAAAAAUCUAGAUUGGUCUCAUUCCUGGAAAGUCAUUCGUUGCUGAGUGAUCAUCAGCAUGGAUUCAGGAGGAGUGGGUCUACUACCUCUGCUCUGGUGCAGAUAAUUGAAUUCGUCUUGCAAUCGUUGGACGAUUCAGAGGAGGCAAUACUAACUUGUAUGGACUUGACGAAGGCUUUCGACUGCGUCAACCAUGAAAAACUUUUAUCCAAACUGGAGUAUAUCGGAAUCAGAGGCCAAGCAUUCGAACUUUUUCGAUCAUAUCUGCUAAAUAGAUAUCAGAUAGUAGAUGUUAGUGGAAAGAAAUCCUCCAGGAGAUGUAUUGCUACUGGUAUUAUUAUUAUUAUUCCAGGACUCAGCGGAGCUUUUCAUAUGCUCGACAACUAUUUUCUUAUGUCUGCUUCCAUUCCUAUAAGUAAAUCGUGGAAGGACAACGUCUUCACAGUUUACAAUAACACCGAAGCCCAGAUUGAGAAUUCAAGCGCGCUUUGCUUUACGGAGUUCCUUGAUUCUGGAAUUAAGGAUAAUCCUCAGCUUUGA
Molecule: messenger RNA, 1512 nt
Organism: Harmonia axyridis
Lineage: Eukaryota; Metazoa; Arthropoda; Insecta; Coleoptera; Coccinellidae
Exons: 1
Coding region: 1-1512 (503 amino acids)
Source: RefSeq, a predicted model, not a curated record